UUCUUCUCUCCAUUUGCUAGACCCAUCUGAUCUCAGUCUCAGACUCUCAGCUUUUGGCCUUCACCUUUUGAUAACUGCCACAUUAUUGUUUUGCAUUAGUUCCUGUUUUCCUUUCUACAGUCUUUUGUCUCCUGGCUUUUGCAGAGAGAAAGGAAGAUUAAAUUAAAAAAAAAAGUUGGGCCAAAUUCAAAAAAAGGCAGAAGAUCCAAACAUCAAUUCCUACAUAGUUUUCCCAGAUUUCCCUCUCUUUCUUUAUUUGUUCCCGUCUUUGAACAAGACAACAAUACAUUCCUCUCUGUUCUGUGUUUUUUCAACAGGAAAUGAAGGUUGCUCCUCCUCUUCUUCUUCUACCCAUUUGGGCUUCUUGCUUUCCUCUUCUCAGUAAUGCUAGACCAGAGCCCUUGUUUUCCACAAUUUCUGCACCUGCCUUGUCCCCUGAAUAUAAACCCACUUCUCCAGUUUCUGCAACAAUGGCGGCACUUUCUCCAGGGGUGGAAGACGAAAGAGCACAGGAACAUCAUCACUUAGAUAAGAAAUUGCUAAUACCACUUAUUUUUACAUCCUCUGCCUUGGGUAUAAUCAUGUUAUCGCUCCUUUGCUGCUGGGUUUGUCGACGAAAGAACUCAAAAAACUCGGAUCCAAAGAGCAUACGGAGCUCAGGUUCAGCUUUGGGUAAAUUAAAUUCCUUGAAGACGACUGGUAAGAAGGUACCCGUUUCUGUGUUUGAUUAUCAGUUGUUAGAAGCAGCCACAAACAACUUCCGGGAAAGUAAUGUUGUGGGGGAAGGUGGCUUUGGAUGUAUUUACAAGGCUCGCUUUGAUGAAAACUUUCUUGCUGCUGUAAAGAGACUAGAGGGUGGAGGGCAGGAUGCAGAGAAAGAAUUUGAGAAUGAGGUGGAUUUACUGAGUCGCCUACGACAUUCCAAUAUAAUUUCUCUUCUGGGUUAUUGCAUUCAUGCUGAGACAAGGUUUCUUGUUUGUGAAUUGAUGCAGAAUGGAUCUCUUGAAACCCAAUUGCAUGGACCGUCUCAUGGGUCAGCUUUAACUUGGCACAUCAGGAUGAAAAUUGCUUUGGAAACAGCAAAAGGUUUAGAAUAUCUACACGAACACUGCAAUCCUCCAGUAAUCCAUAGGGAUCUAAAGUCAUCAAAUAUUCUUCUAGAUUCCAAUUUCAAUGCAAAGCUCUCUGAUUUUGGUCUUGCUGUAACUUCUGGGGCCCAAAACAAGAACAUUAAGCUUUCUGGUACUUUGGGAUAUGUAGCACCAGAGUAUCUUUUAGAUGGUAAGUUGACCGAGAAAAGUGAUGUCUAUGCUUUUGGAGUUGUCCUUUUGGAGCUUCUUAUGGGAAGAAAGCCUGUAGAAAAGAUGGAAUCAACUGAAUGCCAAUCUAUUGUCACAUGGGCCCUGCCUCAGCUCACUGAUAGAUCAAAGCUUCCAAACAUUGUUGAUCCUGUGAUCAGGAACAUGAUGGAUCUGAAACACUUAUACCAGGUUGCUGCUGUAGCUGUUUUGUGUGUGCAACCAGAACCAAGUUACAGGCCAUUGAUAACAGACGUACUGCACUCCCUCAUCCCUCUUGUUCCUGUUGAACUUGGGGGAGCCCUGAGAAUAACAGAAUCUGCACCUUCAAUUGGUCCCAAUUCCUCUUCACACUGAUCAUACAAGUUGGCACCAGGGCAUGCAAUUUUUUCGCUGGACUGCACCAUAUCAGGAUCCUCAGUUGCUCCAAAUACAGGUUGAUGGUUUCAUAUCAGUUUCAGUUACUCAAGUAACACAACUGACAAUUUCAUAUGGCCAGACUGUUCUUCCAUCAGUUCCAUGUAUUCCUGCUAUCUGCUAGGAUGAUUACUUUUCUUCGGAGCUGGGGAAGAUGAAACUUUGUCCUGUUACAGUGGAAAGGCUUUGGUUCACAGUUGUAAAUUGAAGCAAAAUGAUUUAGUUGUUGCAUACAUUUCAAAAUUACCUGUGAAGGUGAGGAAUGUUCGAAAACUGUUUAGCAAAUUGAGCAAAUCACAAUUUUUGGCCUUACAUUUCUGAAGCAAAA
Messenger RNA from Nelumbo nucifera (sacred lotus), 2043 nucleotides. Its product is annotated as putative receptor-like protein kinase At1g80640. Lineage: Eukaryota; Viridiplantae; Streptophyta; Magnoliopsida; Proteales; Nelumbonaceae. Gene Ontology annotation, molecular function: ATP binding; protein kinase activity. The record is from RefSeq and is a predicted model, not a curated record. Gene Ontology annotation, biological process: protein phosphorylation.